GCGCCCAAUACACCCUCCUGGAGCCAGGGGAGGGGGCUGGCAGAGAGUGGCCAGGACGGGACGUCCCCAGCCCCCAGGGGCCUCUCCUCCCACCCUGCUCCAGUCUGCAGAGCCAUCCGGUCCCCACCCUGGUGACAUCGUCCUCCUGCUCCCUCAAUAGGGUUGAGUGGGGAAUCUGGGGAGGGGGCUGGCGGGAGUGGUGGGGCGGCUCCAGCCCUUAGUGGCCCCUCCCCCUCCCGUGGGGCUGUCCAGUCCCUUCCCCCAAGGCCGACCUUCUCAUGGCCUCUGACCCCCUCCUCCUUCCCAUCCUACUUUGCUGGGUGCACCGGGUGUCCAGCGAACCCCUUUUCCAAACCUUUAGGGAGAAGGGAGGUGGGAGGAGGCAAAGAAACUACAGGCAGGGAGCUGGAAGGGGGGCUGGGGGGGCAGGAGACAAGAAAUCAAGACACCAGGCAGCGGGACACACACACACUCACAUACAGUCACACACAUAGGGGCCAACAGAGAGACAGCUACCUAAAGCCUGAAAGACUGACAGCAACACAGAAAAAAGAAACAGACAGAAAGAGAGACAAAGACAGAAAUAGAAACAGACUAACACGCAGAGUCAGAAAUACAGACAGAAAGACAGGGAGAAAGAGAAACAGAAAAUUAGACACCAAAGGCAUACGAACAGGGAGGAAGGCCGACUCAAAGAAAGACGGAGAAGAGGAGAGAGAAGCCAGGGCCGAGCGUGCCAGCAGGCGGAUGGAGGGCGGCCUGGUGGAGGAGGAGACGUAGUGGCCUGGACUGAGCUGGGUGGGCCGGGAGAAGCGGGUGCCUCAGCGCGGGGGUGGGGGCAUGGCAGGGGCAGGCAUUCUGCUGCUGCUGCUGGCUGGGGCGGGGGUGAUGGUGGCCUGGAGACCCCCAAAGGGAAAGUGUCCCCUGCGCUGCUCCUGCUCCAAAGACAGCGCCCUGUGUGAGGGCUCCCCGGACCUGCCCGUCAGCUUCUCUCCGACCCUGCUGUCACUCUCACUCGUCAGGACUGGAGUCACCCAGCUGAAGGCUGGCAGCUUCCUGAGAAUUCCGUCUCUGCACCUGCUCCUCUUCACCUCCAACUCCUUCUCCGUGAUUGAGGACGAUGCGUUUGCGGGCCUGUCCCACCUGCAGUACCUCUUCAUCGAGGACAAUGAGAUUGGCUCCAUCUCUAAGAAUGCCCUCAGAGGACUCCGCUCCCUUACACACCUAAGCCUGGCCAAUAACCAUCUGGAGGCCCUCCCCAGAUUCCUGUUCCGAGGCCUGGACACCCUUACUCACGUGGACCUCCGCGGGAACCCGUUCCAGUGUGACUGCCGCGUCCUCUGGCUCCUGCAGUGGAUGCCCACCGUGAAUGCCAGCGUGGGGACCGGCGCCUGUACGGGCCCCGCUGCCCUGAGCCACAUGCAGCUCCGCCACCUCGACCCCAAGACCUUCAAGUGCAGAGCCAUAGAGCUGUCCUGGUUCCAGACGGUGGGGGAGUCGGCACUGAGCGUAGAGCCCUUCUCCUACCAAGGGGAGCCUCACAUUGUGCUGGCACAGCCCUUCGCCGGCCGCUGCCUGAUUCUCUCCUGGGACUACAGCCUGCAGCGCUUCCGGCCCGAGGAAGAGCUGCCCGCGGCCUCCGUAGUGUCCUGCAAGCCACUGGUGCUGGGCCCGAGCCUCUUCGUGCUGGCUGCCCGCCUGUGGGGGGGCUCACAGCUGUGGGCCCGGCCCAGUCCCGGCCUGCGCCUGGCCCCAACGCAGACCCUGGCCCCGCGGCGGCUGCUGCGGCCUAAUGACGCUGAGCUCCUGUGGCUGGAAGGGCAGCCCUGCUUCGUGGUGGCCGAUGCCUCCAAGGCUGGCAGCACCACGCUGCUGUGCCGCGACGGGCCCGGCUUUUACCCGCACCAGAGCCUGCACGCCUGGCACCGGGACACGGACGCUGAGGCCCUGGAGCUGGACGGCCGGCCCCAUCUGCUGCUGGCCUCGGCUUCCCAGCGGCCAGUGCUCUUCCACUGGACUGGUGGCCGCUUCGAGAGACGCACAGACAUCCCUGAGGCCGAGGAUGUCUAUGCCACACGCCACUUCCAGGCUGGUGGGGACGUGUUCCUGUGCCUCACACGCUACAUUGGGGACUCCAUGGUCAUGCGCUGGGACGGCUCCAUGUUUCGUCUGCUGCAGCAACUUCCCUCGCGCGGUGCCCACGUCUUCCAGCCACUGCUCAUCGCCAGGGACCAGCUGGCCAUCCUAGGCAGCGACUUCGCCUUCAGCCAGGUCCUCCGCCUUGAGCCUGGCAAGGGGCUCCUGGAGCCACUGCAGGAGCUGGGGCCCCCGGCCCUGGUGGCCCCGCGUGCCUUCGCCCACAUCACUAUGGCCGGCAGACGCUUCCUCUUUGCUGCUUGCUUUAAGGGCCCCACACAGAUCUACCAGCAUCACGAGAUCGACCUCAGUGCCUGAGACCACCAACGGGACUCUGGCUGGGCAUGGCUGGGGCCCCUGGAUGGCCCCUUGGCUAGCCCCUGGCCCCACUUGGGGUGAUGGCCCGCUUGUGAGCUGCUGACCAUGGGCCACGUUCAUCAGCCGCACGUCUAGGCCUUAAGCCCACUUCUUAAAGGAUCUGCACCCGCGGGGGGACACAGAGGAUCCCAGCCUACUGGAUCUCCCGAGCUGCCAUUCAGGUCUAAAGCAACAUCUGGACAUCUCGGCUGGGGAAGAUUCCCCAUCAAAGGCAACCUGGGGGGUGCAGGCUGGUGCACUGCAUGGAGUAGAGGUGGAGGUCACGUGCAGAGCUCCAUAAGGUCCGAAAGCCCCCCUCUCAACCCGCUCCCACCCCCGCUGGUCCCUCUGAAAGCACUGAGGGGUUGAUGGCAUUCCUUUCCCAUUCUAAACUCCACGCAGCCAGUCGCUUUCCUAGAGAAGCGCCAACCUCGAAGACAACUCAGCGCUGGGCGGGGUCCCCUCAGCUGCUUGUGCGCAUGCGUGCGGCCGCCCAGCAAGCUGUGCCUCUUGCGCCUCUUGCGCGUGCGCGGGGCACAGGGAGGAACAGCGGGAGGUGUCGCGGGGAGCCCGGUGCCCUCCUGGAUGGGCGACGGAGGCAAGGACAAGAGUCCGAGCUCAAUAAAUGCGCUGUGCACCCUCCCCG
Molecule: messenger RNA, 3139 nt
Organism: Symphalangus syndactylus (siamang)
Lineage: Eukaryota; Metazoa; Chordata; Mammalia; Primates; Hylobatidae
Gene: LGI4
Product: leucine rich repeat LGI family member 4
Biological process (GO): neuron maturation; myelination in peripheral nervous system
Molecular function (GO): protein binding
Source: RefSeq, a predicted model, not a curated record